Molecule: messenger RNA, 2062 nt
Organism: Uloborus diversus
Lineage: Eukaryota; Metazoa; Arthropoda; Arachnida; Araneae; Uloboridae
Product: snake venom 5'-nucleotidase-like
Exons: 9
Coding region: 1-1863 (620 amino acids)
Biological process (GO): AMP catabolic process
Cellular component (GO): plasma membrane
Molecular function (GO): 5'-nucleotidase activity; metal ion binding; nucleotide binding
Source: RefSeq, a predicted model, not a curated record
AUGUUUCCACCGCUCCGACUCGCGUUUUUCGUCACAGUUGCUCUUUUGGUGGAUUUUAAAUCGAGCAGUUGUUUUAACUUAACUGUGCUGCACACAAAUGACGUACAUUCGCAUUUUAUUGAAUUUAAUGCAUUCGGAGGCCGGUGCACGGAAUCACUUGCGAAGGAGAAGAAAUGUUACGGAGGUUUCGCCAGACAAGUUACCAAAAUGAAGGAGAUUAGAGCAAGCGAAGAGAAUGUAAUCUUCUUAAAUGGAGGGGAUUUUUAUCAAGGCACUGUCUGGUACACUCUACAUAAAUGGCAGGUCGUAGCAGAUCUUGUCUAUAAGUUACAAAUCGACGUUAUGUCUCUCGGAAACCACGAAUUCGAUGACGGACUGGACGGUCUUUUCCCUCUGUUGAAGCGGCUCAACGAAACGCAAGUGGUCGUGUGCAACAUAAAUUCUACACUCGUUCCAGAAUUUGCCGAAUAUGUCAAGCCCUCCGUCGUUCUGGACGUGGGAGGGGAGAAGAUAGGGGUCAUCGGAUACCUUACGACAGAGACAAAAUUUUUGUCUUCCACCGGUGCUUUGGAGUUCGAAGAUGAGGUUGAAUGCAUACAGAGAGAAGCUCGAAGGUUGGUCGAGGAAGAAGGCUUGAACAAGAUCAUUGCUGUGGGACAUGCAGGAUUUACCGUCGAUCAGGACAUCGCAAGAAGGGUUCCAGAAGUGGACAUUGUUGUUGGUGGGCACACCAAUACUUUCCUAUACUCAGGGGAGCCUCCAUCCAAUGAAGAAACUCAAGGGCCUUAUCCUUUGGUCGUAGAAAGAGAAAAUGGAUCAGUCGCUUUAGUCGUGCAAGAUUUUGCGUUCGGAAAAUUUCUUGGUCAUUUGCAAGUACAAUUUGAUGACGAAGGUAGAAUUGUUCGCUGGGGUGGAAAUCCAAUACUGAUGGAUUCUUCAGUACCUGAAGAUGCAGAGACCUUGGAAAUUCUUCGUCCUUACGGGCAGGAGGUCCAGCGGCGCGUUUUGCAGACGGUCGGUCGCACGCACGUCCUGCUGCUGGGAGACCGCCGCAUCUGCCGGAUGCGGGAAUGCAACCUGGGCAACGUGAUGGCCGACGCGGCGCUGGACCACUUCAUCCAGCAGCCGUCGCAGGAGGGAUGGAACUUCGUGGCCAUAGCGCUCUGGAACUCCGGGAGCAUCCGGGGAUCCAUUGACGAAAGAAUCAACCAAGGCAACAUCACUAUUGAAGAUAUUUUAACGGCUGCGCCCUUUGGUAACACGAUGUGCGUCGUGGGACUAAAAGGGAAGCAUUUGAGACAAGUUCUUGAGCAUUCUGUCAAGGACUACGACCUGGGAGCAGUAGAUCCACCUGGAAGUUUUCUACAAGUUUCAGGGCUUCGUCUGAAAUACAACAUGUCUCAACCUGUCGGCUCUAGGCUCAUAGAAGCUCUGGCUCGAUGUGCGAACUGCAGAAUUCCAAAGUACUUACCACUUGAAGACGAAACAGUUUACGAAAUGGUUGUUAACACGUAUCUUGCCAAAGGAGGAGAUGGAUUCAAUAUGGUGCAAGAAAAUGCAGUCACUUAUCGUAACGUUGAUGAGUUGGAUAUUGAUAUCCUCAUCAAUUAUUUUCAAAAGCAUUCACCAAUAAUAACUGGCUUAGAAGACCGAAUUGAGGUUUUACCAACAGAAUCGAAGGCAUCCGAUGCUACUACACAAGAAACAACAGAGCUAUUUCAACCAACCACAGGACUUUUUGGCCAAAGUGAAGUAACAAAUGGGCCCGGAGAAGAGACUUUAGUUGAAACACUAGAAAAUAUUCCAAAAACACUGCAAAAUGUUCCAAAUGAAUUAACUAAGAUUCUCCCAUUCAAAUUAUGAUUAGAUGAGCAAAGUAAAUUUUAAAAAAGUAUUAGCAAUCCCUCUCUAUUUUUAAAAAUCAGUUUCUUUUUUAUUAACUACUAGCUAAACCCUGCUAUGCUCAGCUGUAGUUCAGUCUGGAACUAAUUAUUGGGGAUUAACAGGGGUGCCCCCCCCCUUCGAACAAGGACACACACCCAAUCCAACUCCCAAAGCAAGA